CCUAUUUUUUUAACUUCUUAUUUCUACGCCUGCUGCCGUUCACAACAAAACAAUCGGGAGCUGUACCAAACAAAAAAAAAAAAAAAAAAAACAAUCGUGAGCUGAGCAAAGCGAUCCGAUCUGGAGAUGGAAGGCGACCAUGAUGAUCAAGUGCCUGCCGGAGGAGAACCGCCGAUGCCACUUUCGCGUGAUAAUCCGACUGUCGUAUCUGGAGACGAGAAGUCAGCGUCGGAUCAACAGGUGGGUGGGGGAGAACCGGCUCCGGCUCAUCUGCCGUGGGAGGUUUCUGAUGACGAGGACAGCGUGGUGGAGAUAGGAUCCGACAUCGAUGCGUUGUGGUCCGAGGAUGAGGACUAUGUUGAUCCUGAACGAGAACGAAUCAUGAAGAACCAAGUCACCCGUGCUGGAACAGCGGGUCUGAAAUACUACAAUGAAAUGAAUGAGGGCUCAAACUUUGAGCUGGAUGAACCCAUCUUCAGCAAGUGUUUUCUGUUUCCUGGUACCCUUAUCGUCCACGCCAUCUUUACUGCCAAGUCUGUCAAUGUAAUUGAUGGUUCGUCCUCCUCCGCCGCCGGGCAAUACAACCCUUCUGACAUUCGAUUGUUUUUCGCUGAGACUGAGUCAAUCUACGGGGAAGGUUAUGGUGUUCUUUGCUGUGUUCCCAUUGACUUCUCUAGAACAGAUAAUGGCAAGGGCUGUGUUUACUGCCCGUGGAGACUAGGAGGGAAAUUGCGUUUCCACCAUCCUCCUAAGGGAGUUUGCAAGUUUGGCGAAAGUGAGAAGAAGGACCAUAAAAGAUUUGAAUAUGAUGAGUGGACCUCAACCUCGGAAGAGGAAGAGGAACCUCGGAAGAGGAAGAGUAAGCAGAAGAGUAGCCAAAGUCCCAGCCACCCCUAA
This is a messenger RNA of Linum tenue, 897 nucleotides long. The record is from the annotation of a GenBank genome assembly. NCBI's taxonomy places the organism in Eukaryota, Viridiplantae, Streptophyta, Magnoliopsida, Malpighiales, Linaceae.